Nestor notabilis (Kea) is the source of this 2190-nucleotide messenger RNA. RefSeq names its product zinc finger protein 770 (gene ZNF770). Gene Ontology annotation, molecular function: RNA polymerase II cis-regulatory region sequence-specific DNA binding; DNA-binding transcription factor activity. The coding region runs from base 1 to 2190 and encodes 729 amino acids. The record is from RefSeq and is a predicted model, not a curated record. The transcript has a single exon. Lineage: Eukaryota; Metazoa; Chordata; Aves; Psittaciformes; Psittacidae. Gene Ontology annotation, biological process: regulation of transcription by RNA polymerase II.
AUGUUAAAAGUUCAGCAGUGUGUAACAGCUGAUGGGAUACCCAAGAAAAAGCCAUAUAUUUGUGACAUUUGCUAUAAGCAGUUUGAAACUCCAUCAAAAUUAGCUAGGCAUUAUCUGAUACAUACUGGUCAAAAGCCAUUUGAAUGUCAUGUAUGCCAUAAAACAUUUAGGCAGCUAGUCCACCUGGAGAGGCAUCAGUUAACUCAUAAUCUGCCCUUUAAGUGUAUUGUUUGUUACAGAAACUUCAGAAACUUAAUCACUUUCUUAAAGCAUCAGCAGCUUCAUAGUGAAAAUUGCCAGAACGAUACUAAGCAAGCAGAAACCUUUGUAAAUUCUGAGCAAGACAUGGUCACUUGUGGCAUAUUUCGAUGUUCUAUGUGCUGGAAGUCUUUUACAACUGAAGAGAGUUGGAUGCUGCAUCAGUGUCUGAAGGCAGAUUUUCUACAUGGUGUCAGAAGGAGAAAGAAAAGUCACGCUUGUGAAUUGUGUAACAAGACAUUUCCAUCAAGAUCUAAGCUAGAAAGACAUUUCCUAAUUCACACUGGCCAGAAACCCUUUAAGUGUUCUUCGUGUGGCAAAUCUUUCAGACAGUCAACACACCUGAAAAUCCAUCAGCUCACACACACAGAAGAAAGACCUUUUCAGUGCUGCUUUUGUCAGAAAGGGUUUAAAAUACAGAGUAAACUCAUGAAGCACAAACAGCUCCAUGCCAGAAAUAAGAGUUUUCCCAAUAUUGUGUACAAAGCAAAGACUCUUAAAUAUCCCAGAACAUGCAAGCUAUUGGAAGGGAAGGAGGAUAAUUUUGAGAAUGCUGACACCUGUGAGUCAGAGGGGAAUGACCCACAUGAUGCUCAGUUGAUCUAUAUUGUACACUUUCAGUGCCCUGCAUGUGAGCAGUGUUUUGAAACUGAACAGGUCCUAAAUUUGCACAAAUGUUAUCUGAGAGAUGGCAAAAGUUCAAAUAAUGGUAUAAAGGCAUAUAGCCACUCAGUCAGCAUGAAAAAUAAGAUCCUGAAGAAGCUGAAGUGUACUGGAGGAAAGGCAACAGAUUUUUCUCUGACUGACAGAAAAAAAGUAAAGUCAGGUCACUUUAAAAAUCGUGACCUGAUUGCAGCUAGGGAUCAGUGUUCUGACCAGCAUGCUUCCACUAAACCUUUCAAGGAUUGCCAUUGCAAGCUUGACAUGCACAAGGGACCUGGUAAUCGGAUGAAAAGAACGUUUGCUGUGCCGUUACCUUGGCAAGAGCACCCGCAGCCUCACGACUUUGGAAUUAAUUUAAAAGGCAUGCUUACUGGUGAAAGCAUGUUAAACAUCAGUGAUUCACUGGAUAGUAAAGAGGAUGGGUUUUAUGGUUCAUCAGAUGAUGGUUUCUUUGAUAAUCCAGAAGUAUUUCAGUGUGCUUUUUCAGCUUCUGCUAAAAAUAUACAUAACAGACAUAAAGUGUGUAAAUGUGACAGAUGUGAAAAAAUCUUCCCGUCUUCAUCCAAACUUCAAAGACAUUAUCUUAUACACACAGGACAGAAGCCCUUUGGCUGUAAUGUUUGUGGGAAGACAUUUAGACAGUCAGCUCACUUAAAAAGACAUCAGCUCACCCAUACUGAAAAGAGACCCUAUAAAACCCCUGUUUGCCAGGUAGAAUUUGAAAACCUGAACAAACUUUUCAACCAUCAGGGAGAUCACAUUGAAUUUAAGUCUUCUCAGCCUGUGGGUUAUUCGGGUUAUUCUCAAACAUCUUCACAGGCAUCUGGCUUUCAAGAAUUUGAGGUGAUUGAGUCAAACCAAGCAGCUGAAAUCAAAGUUGAAAUUGAGUCAGGGGACUUUGUUCGUGACAACAGCAGUAGAAAUGUACAGCUGUAUUUGUGUAGUAAAUCGUUGGAAAUUGAGCAAAGCAGUUACGGCUAUUGGCACAGUUUUUCUGAAGGUACUGAAAAAAGUGAAGUUGUUAACAAACUGUGUCAAUGCAGUGUCUGUUUUAAAACUUUUAAAUCGCCUUCUAAACUUGAAAGACAUUAUCUAAUGCAUGCUGGACAGAAGCCGUUUGAGUGUUUAGUUUGCGGUAAAAAUUUCAGGCAGGCCCCACAUUUGAAGAGACAUCACCUUAUUCACUUUAAAGAGAGUUUAAAGGUGAGUUCCACUGAGCAGCAGCCAGAAAACAUACUGUUUUUAUCGAAACUGGGUAAUGCCCUAUGA